CAGGAUUUACAGUACGACGGACAAAAACCCAAAUCUGAAAUAAGAUGAAGAAGAAGCAUCCGGUGUCUCCUCCGCUCUGUUGAUUCUGUCGAUAGCCAGUCGCGUAAAACAUUAGCCACCAACAGAGUUACGGCUGGGGCACGUCUGGCAACAGUGAACACCGAGACUGACUGUUUUUGCGGUUGCGGGGAAUACAGACGGUUAACAUACCCAACGCUGUCGAUUCAUUCACGGGUGUAAUCUGUCUCCGGGACAAUACGUUUGGAACAUGUAAACAGGCUUAAAGUAUGGCAUGCAAACAUGGUUUCUGCCAAGAAGGAGAUGGUGAUUGCAAUGUCCCCGAGUUGCAUUUCCACUCUUGUCUACUUUAUCUGCGUCGCCGCUUGUGUAAGGAGAAUAUCUGCACAGAUAAAAAAGGAAGAAAAAACAUAUCCUGAAAAUUUCACGCGAAUUCUAGAUCGGCUUCUGGAUGGAUAUGACAACAGACUGCGACCCGGAUUUGGAAGCUCAGUGACAGAAGUUAAAACCGAUAUUUACGUGACAAGCUUUGGCCCAGUUUCAGAUGUUGAAAUGGAGUACACCAUGGACGUGUUCUUCCGCCAGACGUGGGUGGACCGCCGGCUUCGUUACGAGGGGCCCAUCGAGAUCCUGCGGCUCAACAACCUGAUGGUCACCAAGGUGUGGACCCCCGACACCUUCUUCAGGAACGGGAAGAAGUCUGUGGCCCACAACAUGACCGCGCCCAACAAGCUCUUCCGCAUCAUGAAGAACGGCACCAUCCUUUACACCAUGAGGCUGACCAUCAGUGCUGAGUGUCCAAUGAGGCUGGUGGACUUCCCCAUGGACGGGCAUGCCUGCCCCCUGAAGUUCGGAAGCUAUGCAUACCCAAAAACAGAGGUGAUCUACACCUGGACCAAAGGACCACAGAGAUCCGUGGAGGUGCCGUCGGAGUCCUCCAGCCUGGUCCAGUACGACCUGGUGGGACAGACCGUCUCCAGCGAAACCGUCAAGUCCAUAACAGGCGAGUACGUGGUCAUGACGGUGUUCUUCCACCUGCGACGGAAGAUGGGCUACUUCAUGAUCCAGACCUACAUCCCCUGCAUCAUGACCGUCAUCCUCUCCCAGGUGUCCUUCUGGAUAAACAAAGAGUCCGUCCCUGCCAGGACUGUCUUCGGGAUCACCACGGUGUUGACCAUGACCACUCUGAGCAUCAGUGCCCGUCACUCUCUCCCGAAGGUGUCCUACGCCACCGCCAUGGACUGGUUCAUCGCCGUCUGCUUCGCCUUCGUCUUCUCAGCACUCAUCGAGUUCGCCGCUGUAAACUACUUCACCAACGCGCAAGCUGAGCGCGCUCGGAGGAAGCAGGUCAAAGGUCCCCAGGCCCCCAAGGCCACUCCGGUGAAGCAGGUCAACGACGCCGAAGAGCUUCAACAGAACACAGACCCUAAUGGCAGCCUGCGUAAGCGUGUGACAGACUCCAGCAUCACUCAGAGAACUGACCUGUUGCACGGCAACAAGGCCACACAGCCUCGGCAGACCCUGGUGGGCCACGCCCCCUCCGUAACCAUGGCGGCGGCCGCUGUGGAGGCGGCGAUAAUGUCAUCCUCCGCCCCACCCCACUCCAGCCCAAACCCCUUCAGCCGAGCCCUCGAGACCACACCCCCUGCCCCGCCCCCCUCUCCACUGUUACCAGGGCAACUACUGUCACACCUGCAGCCUGGCCACUCCCCCUCCCUCCGGCCGAAACUAGAGCUUGUACAAGUGGGUGGGGCCAAAUCCGACCAGGCCACGGCCACGCCCCCGGCCUCCUCUGGCUCAAAUGGAACCAGCAAAAUUGACAAAUAUGCUCGGAUUCUUUUCCCAGUGUCCUUUGGGGUUUUUAACAUGGUCUACUGGGUAGUGUAUCUGUCCAAGGACACUAUGGAGCCUGGAGAGGGGUAACUCUCACUCCACUUUUUUAAAGAAACCAAACAACACAAAAUGGCGGCUGUCAAAGCAGUCUCCAGCACUCAAAUUUCGGAGAUAUUACACAAGUCCUAUUACUGGACCAGAGAAAUACACACACACACACACACACACACAGUUUAUGAACAAAUACAUGAAACUGUUAUUACCUCAGUGACAACAUUUGGAAACGACUCCUUCAAGAUACAACAAUCCCUGGAAAACAAGAAUAUAAUGGAAAUCAGAAAAACUGUUACAUUACAGAUGUAUGUAAUUGUAAUUAAUUACAGUGACCUCUGUGUUUUAAUGGGUGUAAGUUAAAAAUUGCCAUUUGUAUUCCAGCAAUAUUGUUGUUUGAAGGAAGGGUUUCAAUGUGGAAAAACUAUCAAAACUUGUGGACUCUCAACUUGACUUGACAGAUAUGUCUGUUUUAUCUAUGAUUUUGUAGAAUAAAUAUAUAAUAUCUCCAUAAGUGGAACAUAAUGGGAAUAAAUAUGGCUUCGGUGUACAAGUC
This is a messenger RNA of Conger conger (European conger), 2458 nucleotides long. Its product is annotated as gamma-aminobutyric acid receptor subunit alpha-6-like. Gene Ontology annotation, biological process: monoatomic ion transmembrane transport; nervous system process; synaptic transmission, GABAergic. Gene Ontology annotation, cellular component: dendrite membrane; neuron projection; synapse. Gene Ontology annotation, molecular function: transmitter-gated monoatomic ion channel activity involved in regulation of postsynaptic membrane potential; GABA-A receptor activity; benzodiazepine receptor activity. Lineage: Eukaryota; Metazoa; Chordata; Actinopteri; Anguilliformes; Congridae. The record is from RefSeq and is a predicted model, not a curated record. Bases 301 to 1941 code for a protein of 546 amino acids. The transcript is spliced from 9 exons.